UUCAACCAGAAACCCGAAUUUCUAAACUUUAACUACUCCUUUUCAAACGAUCCCAUCACAAUGGCCCGCACCAAGCAAACAGCCCGAAAGUCCACGGGUGGGAAGGCACCACGAAAGCAGCUAGCAACCAAAGCAGCCCGAAAAUCUGCCCCGGCAACUGGUGGAGUUAAGAAGCCGCACAGGUUCCGACCCGGAACAGUUGCUCUCCGUGAGAUCCGAAAGUACCAAAAGAGCACGGAGCUCCUCAUCAGAAAGCUUCCCUUCCAGCGCUUGGUUCGCGAGAUCGCACAAGACUUUAAAACGGAUCUCAGAUUCCAGAGCUCUGCCGUCGCGGCUCUUCAAGAGGCGGCGGAGGCGUAUCUGGUUGGACUUUUUGAGGAUACAAAUUUGUGUGCCAUUCAUGCUAAGAGAGUAACUAUUAUGCCAAAGGAUAUUCAACUCGCAAGAAGAAUCAGAGGCGAGCGUGCCUAAGAGUAGUAAAUUUGUACUUUUGUUAGCGAUUAUCAUCUCUAUUAAGUGAUGGCUUGUUGGCUUGUUCUGAUGUGAAUGGAAACCUGAAGAUUUUGUUCUA
Molecule: messenger RNA, 571 nt
Organism: Manihot esculenta (cassava)
Lineage: Eukaryota; Viridiplantae; Streptophyta; Magnoliopsida; Malpighiales; Euphorbiaceae
Product: histone H3.2
Exons: 1
Coding region: 61-471 (136 amino acids)
Cellular component (GO): nucleosome
Molecular function (GO): DNA binding; protein heterodimerization activity; structural constituent of chromatin
Source: RefSeq, a predicted model, not a curated record